AUGAAUCCAAACUUCAAUGAGGGACUCAAUGGCUGGAAAAAAUCUGGAUUUGCAAAUAUGGCCACUAGGAUGUCCAACAAUGCAAAUAACACUUUCAUUGUGGCUAGUAACAGAAAAGGACCCUUUCAUGGGUUUACCCAAAAAUAUUUCUUGAAAAAGGAUACUUACUACGUCACUUCAGCUUGGGUGCAAGUGAGCCAUGGAGAUGCUCAUGUGGCUUUAGUAUUUAGAGGACCAUUUGGAAUUCAACGUACUGGAUGGGCUAUUGCUCGUUCUGGCUGCUGGUCUAUGCUAAAAGGUGGCUUAAUACUAACUGCUUCAGCUCGUGUGGACCUAUAUCUUGAGGCCAACAAUACAGCCAUUGAGUUAUGGGCAGAUAGCAUAUCAAUAAAAUCAUUUUCUCAAGAGGAGUGGAAAUUUCAUCAACAUCAAAACACAGAGAAGGUAAAUGUCUUAGUAAAAUUUUACAUGUUACGAGACCGCCGUAGUGAAAUGAAAUUAAAUGCUCUAUCAACAUACUCAGGAGUGGACCUAGCUAAGAAGUUAUGA
Molecule: messenger RNA, 549 nt
Organism: Solanum dulcamara
Lineage: Eukaryota; Viridiplantae; Streptophyta; Magnoliopsida; Solanales; Solanaceae
Product: endo-1,4-beta-xylanase 5-like
Exons: 3
Coding region: 1-549 (182 amino acids)
Biological process (GO): carbohydrate metabolic process
Molecular function (GO): hydrolase activity, hydrolyzing O-glycosyl compounds
Source: RefSeq, a predicted model, not a curated record